CCUGCGUAUGUAAAAUUAUUUAUUUUAAAAAAUCGCAUUUGCAAGACUUACUAAACAGGCUGAUUUUCCUUUUUAUGAAGUACAGCUCAGGCAUUUUUUACAGAGUCCUCUGUAAACACUGCACAAUAGAUUCAUGGAAAUGUCUAAAACAGCCACUCAGUGAUGUUCAGAAAAAUUUUGGGGAAUCCAACAUUGAGCUAAAGAGUACCAUUUGGGGUCAAGACCCAUAGUCUAAGAAGCCCUACUCUUGAGAAACAUUCCCCAUAUUGAUUAAAACAUCAAUAUCAUGACUGUGGGAGUACAUAAGGUUUCAGCAGUGGAUGGAGUUCAGAACAUUUUGGAGGAUGCCAGGCUACGCUUGGUUUGAGGUACACUUGGCUUGUUAUUGUGUGCCUUCAAACAGCUUACAGUUUAUGGCAACCCAGAGGUGAUUCUAUCACAGAGUUUUCUGAGGCUAAGAUUAUGUGACUUGCCCAGCGUCAUCUACUGGGGUUUCAUGGUAGAGUAGGGUUUUGAAGCCUGGUUUCCUGAGUCAAUGACCACACCACAGUGGGGUUAAAUCUGUAUUCAGAUUAUGAACAUCCACAUUCUGUACUUUGACGUGAGUAGGUGGGAAUUAUGCUAAAAUGACAUUGUCCUUUUUGUAUACUUAAGCAGCUUCUGUUGCAUCACACAAAAAUAUAAGCAAUCAACUUUGUAUAUAUAAUUUAAUGAAAUAGUGCAGUAUGUGUACUCUAUGUGAUAUAUACUCUUCUGUUUAGCACCAGUGACCCUGCUCUAUUAAACAAUAGCGGUGAUUAAACAGACAAACCCUCAGAGUUAAACCCUGUCAGUCUGAUUCACAGAUGGCAAAUAUACAGUCUUUUAGAUCAGAGCUUUCCAAACAUUUCAUGUUAUUGACACAUCUUGUUAUUGACACAUCUUUUAGAUAUGCAUAAUUUCAUAACACAGUAAUGCAGAGGUCAGACCAAUCCCUUAAAAGAGAUGCGGAUACGUACUUAAAUUCUAAUCAUGAAAUGUAUGGGGACACAAUGUAUCUCAUAAAAACCUUUAUUUAUAAUUUAAAGAAUAUUUGAUUUGUAAGAUAAUAACAUAUAUUUACAAGAGUUUUGUCAUUUUUCGUUACGUGUGACACACCUACCCACUUCAGACGACUCACUGUUGCAACACAGUUUUAGAUCAAUGCUUUCAGUUCCAGUCAUUCGUGAUUAUGGAUAUUGGAAGUUAUACUCCAACAAUAAUAUAUGGAAAGCCACAAUUGCUUUAUAGAUGGCCUAAUCAAUAAUUGCAUGGGUUAAAUAACUGAUUUGUUUGUUGUUGGACAUUGAUGUGACAACAAAUCUUACCAGUCGUAAGUUUCAAAUGUUGGCAUGAGAAAGUUAAAUAUUUAAUGCUGACUUAAAAGAAUAAAAAUUGUGGUAAGGAUGUUUGAGUUUCAUUUCCUUUAAGAAGCAAUGGAUCUUCAAGUUUCUACACAAAUUGCUGGUUUUGUGUGGGGAUACUGAUUUAUAAUUAAAACUGCAGUUAUCCUAGUAAGUGGCAUAAGUGAUGGUAUGCUUAGUGUACACAGUUAAACUGCGUGUUUUGUUAUAAAAAUGAGCAGAAGUGGGACUGUAUUCAGAUAGUUUACUUCAUUCCUGUGAUGGAUUGUUUCUCUGUCUAAGUGUGAAGUCUGUCUACUACAUUUAAACCAUAUAAUCUACAAAAAAAAAUGAAACUAAUGGAACUUAAAUGAAGUAUAGUAUCAUCGAUUAAGCAACCGUGUUACUCAAUUCCUAAAGGCAGCAGACAUCAAAGCCUUUAAAUGGCUGUAAUAAAGCAUGCUGAAUGAGCACCCCUUAUCUGGAAUUCAGAAAUAUAUCAAACUGUGAAAUGGUACACAUGGGUGGCUGUGGUAGUGUGACCCUUGCUAGCUGAUAGUGCAGUGUAUACACCCAUUGCUUCAUGCACAAAAUUAUGAAAAAUAUAGCUCUGUAUUUAGAUUUAAUAGUAAAUAUGUUUUUGUACAGUUGUCAAACUACUAUUCAUGUUAUGUUAAAUGAAUACAUAUCCCAUGGGAGGCAGAGAGAUUCAAGCCUUCUCUUGCUAUCCAUGAGUUCCCGUAGAAUUAGUCCCCACUCAGUUAUUGAUUUUAAAAAAAAUGCUAGUGUAUAAAAACUAUGUGUUUAGCUGCCUAUUUGCUUACUUGGAAGUGUUUGCAAAUUAAAUGGCAGUUGGCCAUAUUCACCGGAUGCACUAGCUCUUUGUGCUGGCACACAAACUAUGGGUGGGAUUCCUUGCUGUCCACUCGUGAGUGCCAAGGCCCUGGGUUUAAAGCCAGCAAGUGCACAUAGCAUCCUGACAACAUACUAUUGUUGGAUUCCUUUUCAAAUUAACCGAGGCUCUGUGAGGUAGAACUUCAUGUCCACCUGGAUGGGGCCAUUAAACCCGAAACUAUUUUAUACUUUGCCAAGAAAAGAGGAAUACACCUUAAUGUGGAUACCGUAAAAGACCUGGAGGAAUCUAUUCGCUGCAAAGAGCCAUACAGUCUCACAGAGUUCCUAACCAAGUUUUCUAUCUACAUGCCAGCAAUUGCGGGUGACCGUGAGGCUAUAAGAAGAAUUGCUUAUGAGUUUGUGGAAAUGAAAGCAAAGGAGGGUAUAAUCUAUGUGGAGGCCAGAUACAGCCCUCAUUUCCUUGCCAACUGUGGAGUGCAUCCUAUCCCCUGGGGACAGAAAAAGGGAGAUGUCACUCCGGAUGAAGUGGUUAGCCUUGUUAAUCGAGGGUUAAAAGAUGGAGAGAAGGAUUUCCACAUCAAAGCCAGGUCUAUUCUAUGCUGCAUGCGCCACAUGCCAAGCUGGUCACCAGAAGUAGUAGAAUUGUGUAAGAAGUAUCAGAAUGAUUCAGUGGUUGGUAUAGACUUAGCUGGGGACGAGUCAAUAUGUGCCGAAACCUGCUCAGAACAUCGAAAAGCUUAUGAGGAAGCUGAACGAUGCGGCAUUCAUCGGACUGUUCAUGCUGGUGAAGUUGGAGCUCCCCAGGUCAUCAAAGAGGCCAUCAAUAUCCUGAAGGCAGAACGAAUUGGCCAUGGCUACCAUGUCUUUGAAGACGAAAGUCUAUAUCAACAGCUUUUGAAAGAUGCUAUGCAUUUCGAGCUCUGCCCUUGGUCUAGCUAUCUCACUGGUGCAUGUAAAAUGGAGUUCAGCAAUCAUCCAUGUAUAAGGUUUAUGAAAGAUCGUGCAAAUUAUUCCUUGAACACAGAUGACCCGCUCAUUUUCUGCUCCUCAAUUCACACUGAUUAUAAAAUAGCUCGGGACUCAAUGGGCUUCACUGAAGAAGAAUUCAAGAGAAUUAAUAUCAAUGCAGCCAAGUCCUGCUUCCUGCCAGAGAAAGAGAAGAAGGAGCUUCUCUACAAAUUGUAUGAAGCAUAUGAUAUGGUAAAAAGCACAGAGUUCUAAUCUCUUCUGUGCUAAACAGCUGUGCCCUCUUGUAUGCACUUUUCUGACCUCUGUUUUGUUUCUUGGAAGAUGACACACAGUGUUAUUAUUGUGUUUACUAUUCUCUACAGGGUGGGGAAUCCACUAGGUAAAAAGAACAGUAUUUCUAUGAUGUUUGUCUCAUAUCUACCUGUAACAUGAUUCUAUAGGUAGAAUGUGGAACGUAAGUUAACCCUAUUCAUAUUUUAGAUUGAAACAGUUGUUUUAGAGAGGCCUGAAGUUUCAAAGCUGGAUUGAUACUCAUUGAGGCUACAUUCAUCUCAUUUUCCACUCUAUUAUAUACAUUUAACCAAAUAUAAUAGUGGGGUAAAAUACACACAAGAGAAACAAAAACUUUCUCAAUUAGUUUUCUCUCUUAAAAAUGGAAGAUUUUACUCUGACCUUAAACAUUUUAAUUCACCUAUGACCUUACAGAUUGUCCCCUAUAAUUGGUCUACAUUCUUUGUGCCCACAUAUGUGAACGAGAGGAUAAAAUCACACACUUCCAACUGAACAUUGUCUAAGAGUUCUGAUCUACCUACUAAAGAUAGAAUCGUGUACAAGUCAAAGCAUUUCUAUUUUGCACUAACUCAACAUUAUUUUAAUAUCAGAUUGUAUAGAAUUCUUAUCUAAAGAUAGAAAAGUUUUGACUUGUACAUGAUUCUGUUUAGCCUUAGCACUAGCUCAACAUUUUUCAUAGCAUCAAAAUGUACAGAGUUCCUAUCUAAAGCUAGGGCUUCAGUCCAAAGAUAGAUAGUUGUAUGCACAUGGAAGACUGAAUUUAAGAAGCCUGGGAAAGUAUUAUUGUCCAGCUGCACAUUUGCAUUUGAUUUCUGGACAUAGGUCCCUGUGUACAAAGGAUUCAUGUAUGAAAUGGCUGUAUUUAGUCCCAGCUUCAGCAUUUGCCUUUCAAAAACCAACUCCCUUAAGAUGUCUUAAGGAACUGUACCUGCAUUUUAAAACUAAUAGAUUUAAACUGAUUUUAAAGAAGAACUGACCUUUUAAACAUUGUCUAGUAUAUUUGCUGACACAGUUGCCUUGUCCCCCUACCUGUAAUAUAGAAAUAGCUCUGUUAGACUUCUAGUUCUGACUUAAGUUGCUCUCAAUCUUUUUUUUGUUUAACUUAACAUCUAAAGAUGCUAGGUCAGUGUAUGUUAACUGUGAGUAAGGGCUUAAUAGUCUAAUACACAAACUAAUAGUGCUGAACGACUAGAACCAAACUAGAACUUCUAUUGAUUUCUUUUGCAGUGGAAUAAGCGUAGUUGAAAUGCGAGUACUUUAAAUAUACUUUAUAUUAUGCAAAGUAGUUUAAGUAACAUAGUAUUUCAAAUAAUAAUAUGGCUUCAGAAUUCUGUUUUGGGCAGGAACAUUGAAUUAUCAAAAAGCAAAAAGCAUACAUUAAAUGUAAAGGUGCCUCAUUCUAAUAUAAAUAUGUGAUGCUUUCUUCAGUUAUUGCGAAAAUGUAAUAUUCAUGAACAUACCAUUGUUCCCAGACUAGUGCUUUUCCUUCUCUUCUUACCACUACAUUUUUUCAGCAGCCACUUAUGUCUUUGAAAAUUUGCUCCUUGGAGUUCAGGGACUCUUAAAAAUAGCAAGAAAUAUGAUGUGAAAAGUUACAGGUGUUAAGAAGCAAUUGGUAGGAAUUUACUUAACCUGUUUAUCAACAGAGAAGAAAGCAUGGCAUUCAAGCUGCUUUGUUUUUUUUAUUAAUUUUUUUCUAGUUUCUUGAUGUGGAAUUCACAUUUUUAUACCACUGGGGAAUAUACCUCAUAUUAUGCCUAUUUUAAAAAUCUAUUAAAAUAGCCUAGUUCUUCCUCUUAUUUCUUUCAUGGUUUAAUGUUGAAAACAGUGACUGAGGUCCCAAGGAAACUUGUUGUCGAAGGCUUUCAUGGCUGGGAUCACAGGGAUGUUGUAUGUUCCGGGCUGUAUGGCCAUGUUCCAGAAGUAUUCUCUCCUGACGUUUCGCCCACAUAUAUGGCAGGCAUCCUCAGAGGUUGUGAGGAAAUGUCAGGAGAGAAUACUUCUGGAACAUGGCCAUACAGCCCAGAAAACAUAGAACAAUCCUAAGGAAACGUUAUAGUAAGUGCAUAGCUCCUGCAAAUCACACAGUAAUUCCUCCUCCCUAACAUCAAAAACAUCCCUACUGGGAUUAUAAUGUUUUCUAUUUCUCUGCUAACAGCACAAUAGUGAAGGAUAUGAAAUGGGCAACAAGCACAAGUUCAGUUCUUCUAGGUGUUGUCAAAGCUAUUUGUUUUUUGUCAUUGCAGUUGUCCAUUUUGCUCAACAUCUAGUUUAAGCAUGACAUUCUAACCCAAGAAAAUGGAUCCAUACAAUCCUUUUUCCCUAUCAACAAAAUCUGAUGAUCCUGGUUCAAUCUCUUUAGAUCCUGUGAUUUCACAACCUGUUUAACUCGUAGUCAAUACAUUAAACUCAAUAUUAUGAUUUUCUAAUAUACAUUGUUUGGAUAGUUAAUUAAAGACUUGAAAAAAAAUGAAUGUUACUCUAGCAGUACUGUGAAACACUUGAUUUGGAAUACUCCAAAUUCAGCAAGAUAACCUCAAAAUGUAAAUGUGUUAUUCAAAUUCCUAGUCUUUUUAUCAUUUGGUGGUUGUCUUAAUGUAAAGCAGGAAUUAUUGUUGUUAGACUACAGUUCCCGGCAUUCCUCACCAUUGGUUUUGUUCAUUAUGGCUAAAAGUCCAAAGAGCUCUUGGAAAGGCUCAUGGUUUUCACUCAUGUCCUAAAGGUAGUGUAGAUCAUAAACUGCUAUUUGUUUUUAGAGAAGGCAUGGCAAACUUCAACCUUCCAGGUGUUUUGGACUUCAAUUCCCACAAUUCCUAACAGCUGGUAGGCUGUUAGGAAUUGUGGAAGUUGAAGUCCAAAACACCUGGAGGGCUGAAGUUUGCCCAUGCCUGUUUUAGAGGAAUUACAAUGCUGGAGGUUCAUUAUAUACCUUUGUGGAGGCUGAACCUCAGUCUGAGGCCCUAUAGGAUACUUGUUACUAUUAUUGGAAGUAAUAUUUUUCAAGGAGCCAGACUUGCUUUAACAGCGUCAACUACAGUAAAGUUCGCAGGCUUGAUCUCGUGUUUCAUGUCUCCACUGGCUCUGAGUCCUGCUUAAGAAUGCUUUCCUCUUUUCUGCUUAAAUCUAAUUGUAAAGCCUUAGUGUUUUUGAACGCACACAGUUUGGGCUGUUUUAACUGCUACAAACAUGAAUCACAACACUUCUGGUUUCCUUGCAAAUCAAACGGCUUAUUCCAGAUCAUGAGUAUAUCCUCAAGCUGCUUUCUAUGGUGCUUAUUGUCAUAGGAAAUCUGUGACACAAAUCUUUUGAGUCAUCUUGACCCAGGCUCUGUCAAAAUACACUCUGAUUGUCUGUUGCUAUGUUAUGUAUAUUGAAAAGUUUGUGGUUAUUUUUUUUUUAUAAUUUGUCAAAUGUUCUAUAAAGUUGUAAAAAUUGUUGUGGAAAUCAUAUAAGCUGGUGCUUUCACAUUUCAUGUGGUUGUAAAGUCUGGUAUUACAAAACUUCAAACACCAAAAUCCGUGCUUAAUGACUGACUUUGACAUCAGUGUCGUAUGCAGGGAUAGAAGACUGAAGGCCCUUCCACACAGCCAUAUAACCCAGAAUAUCAAGGCAGAAAAUCCCACAGUAUCUGCUUUGAACUGGAAUAUAUGGCAGUGUGGACUCAGCCCAGUUCAAAGCAGAUAUUGUGGGAUUUUCUGCCUUUAUAUCCUGGGUUAGAUGGCUGUGUGAAAGAUCCCUGAGUCUUGGCACCAUCUACAUAACCAUAUCAUGCAGUGUCAGAUUGCAUUAUAUGUUCAGUGUGAACCAUGAGGUAGUUUAAGUGCAUUGAACUGCAUUAUAUGAAUCUUCACUAACUUCAUACCACAUUAUAUGGCACUGUAGAUGGGGCCUUGCAUAGCACUUAUCUUAGAAAACAGUGAGCCAAUGAAUAAACAGCUUGUAGAAGUGAAAAAUGUUUUUAAUGUAAAUGCAAAUGUCUGUCAUAUAGAUAACUUCCAGGGCUAUGUGUAGAGGAAUUCUGUUAUUUUUGUAAUGCUAAUGAACAUUAUCUUGUUUGUCAAUGCUUUUUAAGCAAUCAUCAACUUCUUGUUUUGUGAUGACUUUUCAUAAUUUCGUUUUGAGGAGACAGUUCACCUCCUGAGGAACAAAAUAUGUUAGGUCUCUUCAUUUCAUAAAAUAAAGUCAAUUUUAACUUCA
Messenger RNA from Anolis carolinensis (green anole), 7673 nucleotides. It is a transcript of the gene ada, whose product is annotated as adenosine deaminase. Bases 2562 to 3437 code for a protein of 291 amino acids. The record is from RefSeq and is a predicted model, not a curated record. Gene Ontology annotation, cellular component: cytosol; external side of plasma membrane. Gene Ontology annotation, biological process: purine ribonucleoside monophosphate biosynthetic process; T cell activation; inosine biosynthetic process. The transcript is spliced from 11 exons. NCBI's taxonomy places the organism in Eukaryota, Metazoa, Chordata, Lepidosauria, Squamata, Anolidae. Gene Ontology annotation, molecular function: adenosine deaminase activity.